This is a messenger RNA of Fomitopsis serialis, 1583 nucleotides long. RefSeq lists its product as uncharacterized. Lineage: Eukaryota; Fungi; Basidiomycota; Agaricomycetes; Polyporales; Fomitopsidaceae. The coding region runs from base 44 to 1231 and encodes 395 amino acids. The record is from RefSeq and is a predicted model, not a curated record. The transcript is spliced from 4 exons.
CAUCAUCUCACUUUCAUCACUACACCAUACUCCAACUUCUUUCAUGGCAAAGAAACAGAAGAAACCACAGCAGUCUUCUGCAGGAGCUGUCAGAGAAACAAGAUCCCAAUCAGUCAAGCAUAUCCGGAUCCCUUUAUGGCCCAAACCACUGGCUUUUGUAGAGAAUGACCCAAGUGCCACCAAGAUCAAAACUAUGCAAGAGCUCCUUGCUGUGUCCUUGCCACCAACAAGGCCAGCAUAUGAGACUGGGAGGCUUGAAGGAACCAAGCAGAUGAACCAGGAGGAGAGGAUGCUAUACAAUGAAACCACCAAGAUGACAAAGGUUGUGUUCCUGAAAGACCUAGUCACACAAGCCCACACUGCUCUCUAUGAGAAGUUGCAAUUAUUGGACAUCAAGGACACAACUGAAGAUCUCCUUUAUCUACUUGCCAGGAUCCACCCAUCUGUCAUGGCUGCUGGACAUAGCAAGAUCAUUCAUUGUGAAGGAGAGACAGAGAUGCGGGCCUACAACACAUUAUUCCGGCCAGCUCUGCUUGCAAUUUGUGAAGCCCUCAAGAGAGCACAGACAUCUGAAGAACAUUGGCCAGAUCUUGGGUCUGCCCCAUCCUCAAAGGUCAUACCUGAUGGGCGAUUGUGUUUGCGGGACCAAGCUGGUAAAGAGAAGUGUAUACUCACCAUUGAGUACAAGACUCCAUUUGCAAUGCUUUGCAAGGAUGAUGAUACAGCAAGAGAGGCUAAACUGAGCCUUCUUUGGGAAUUGCAAUACAUACCAACAAAUGUCAAGAUAGACUAUGGACAAGCAAUGCGAUUUCUCUGGCCAACACCAGAUGAAUCCACAGCGGCAUUAAUAGGUGAUGAGAAGGAGGCAGAUCCACAGACUAGAAUACUUAUUCAGGUGUGGACACAGAUGGUGGUUGAAGAGUGCCAUCUUGCUGUUCUCUCCUCAGAGGACAUUACCAUUUUUUUUGCCCGAGGCAAAGGGGAGAAUCAAGACACACUCUAUCUGUCACCACCAUACACAAAGGACAGAUGCCCCUUGUAUGCUGUGUACUGUUGGUUUGCAGUGGCAUAUGGUCUUGCUGAUCUCAAGCUUCCUGACCCAGUGGUCAAAUGGAAAGAGGAGGAGCUGAUAGCUAUCACAGCAUCAGGUAUUACACCAAGCACUCUAUACAGCAGGCUAUCACCUCAACCACAUAAAGGCAAAGCUGUAUCACACUCCAAGGCCAGCUGAGCAAGCCCAACAGAGCAAGGGGUUCAGAGAUGAAUGUAUAAGCACAUAGGCAAUAUUUAGCUACAACCCAAUGUAGCACAUGCAAUGCUACCGCACACCAUACCGAGUUUCUGGGGGCAUACCAGAGAGAUUGUCCCUGUUGACACCAUCUUUAAGUGAUCAGAGGCAAGAAGCAGCUAGUAGCAUCAUGUGCAGUUUCAACAACAUACACACUGAGACAGUAAGCUGCAGUUGUACCGCCACCACUGUAAGGAAGUGAUUUACAUCCGCGCAAGGACGGAGCCGUACGUGAAGGUCACGAUCGUCGACCCCGAUGUGGCAGCAGCCUCAGCAUCAGUGGCAGCAGUUAUCG